AUGGGAGACAUCACGACGGAGCGCAAGCACGGUGCAAUAUUACCGAGUACUAUACGCGCCAUCAUUUGCGGGCCGUCGAAUUGUGCUGAAGAUACAGCGUUGGAGAAACGCUUCAAGCCCAUCGUCGAACGUCUAAAACAGAUUGUUGAAAAAACCGAGGAAUCUCAAUCAAUUGAAAGAGAAGCAAAGGAUCUCGACCCACCGAAAGAAUCACCGCUGUUUCUGCAAAAGGAAGAUGUUUUCGAAACAAAAGACACCAGUGAACCGUCAUUCGAAACAACCAUCAAACAGAGUCUGCAAAUGCAACAAGGUCGAGAGGUGUUGCAUAAUCAGCUGGGACCAUUAGGGCAAAAACGUGGUCACAGCGCCCAUAAUCCCAUCAAGGGCAAUAGGGGAUCCAAGUAUAUUAACAUCAUCGCUCCGCUCGUAUCUACAUAUGGAAGUAGUGGGCGUAAAAAGGGUGCAGGCUAUUUUUUUCUCUUUUUUUCCAAUAUUGUGCAGUAUUAUAUAUUUAAUUUCCACAGUAUUUCGGUGGAGCAUCGCGCGGUGCGCUUACUGAGCAGACGUUACACUCUGACGGCCACGGGUUAUAAAUUUCUGGAAAUUGGAAUCAACGUUGGUCCACCGAGCUACGUGGAAAUCGCUCUGGGAGAUCAUCGGGGACAGGAAUUGAUACUGUCUCUCGAAACAUGGAAGGGACUCUACGAGCAGCGAUGGAAUAUCUAUAAAUUGCUGCGAAACGAUUACAAAGACAAUUUUAUAAGCGUCGGACCGUUAACCGUCAGAAUUUGUCUGAUGAACGACGUUACACUCGUACGUCUUGAAUCUUUGAACGUACGCGUAACGAUGAUCGAAUCGACCCUGCGCCGUAUGUUUGAUCUGGACAAAUGUAUCGAUAUAACAUUCGAUGUAACAUUCGAUCGACUCGUCAGAUUCGUCGAUACGAUCGAUACCAAGUAUACGCGAUUCUCCAACAUCGCGUUUGUUGUAACAGAUCCCGAGGAAGUGCCGAACGUGAUACGCGAUUGCGAUACAUUCGAUAGACGUCAACUCGUCGAUUGCGAGCUGUUAGCUUUAGUUUUUAGUGUAUAAGAAAAAAACAUGUGAAUAAAA
Molecule: messenger RNA, 1113 nt
Organism: Pogonomyrmex barbatus (red harvester ant)
Lineage: Eukaryota; Metazoa; Arthropoda; Insecta; Hymenoptera; Formicidae
Source: RefSeq, a predicted model, not a curated record